CCAAACUCCAAACUGAAAAUUUAUUGCACACAGGGGUGCUCCAUGCCUCGAAACUACGAUCCCAUACAUUUCACUAUUCAUCUCUUGCAGGAUGUCCACGACAGAACCAAUGGAUCUGCUAGCUGACGAUGACAUUGAUACAGAAACAUUGCAGGCCCAAAUUAAUAUGUCCAUGUCAUUUGCAGAAGAUCUAGUCUCAUCGUGGAUAAAGCCUGCACAUAAAGCUAAUCUCAGCAAAAGCGGAGUGGACGCCCAAAAGUUACUCGACGAACAACUACGUAGACCUCCUAGACUUGGUGUCGGUGCUCCGAUACCAGAAUCUUCUACAACAGCUCGUGACGCUGCGCGUCUAAAGCAUAACUUGAUAGGGAAAGGAGUCAAGCGCGCCCCCGAAGAUGAUACUACCCUCAAGACGGAACAUCAUUCAGGAGACGAAGAAAGAAGGGGAGGGACGGUUAGAAAGAAAACGAAACUUGAUCCGUUCGCAGUAAGAUCAAAGACGAAACCGAACAUCUUUGGGAACUCUGUCACACAAUCAACUCAUAAGCCGAGCUCCCCGCAUCAGCAGGCGGACGAUGGGGAUAGCAUGACCGGGGGUGAUGAUUUGGAACAAGGUCGCAACGUUCCUUCCUUAUCGUCUCCGCUUGAAGCGAGUAAAAUCAACUCAGACUCGUCUGCGAAGAAGAGAGAUAAGAAGCCGCGGAAGCGCUCUGCCACUUGCAGCGAACGAAGCAUGAGCUUCCAAGAGCAGGCGAUCCCCCAUUCGCGGUCUAUUACCACCCCAGAUCGAUCCGGCAAUCAAAGUCUCUCUGUCAAUUCGCCUCCUCUCGGCAGUGAAUUGUCUUCCGUUUCAUUUUCGACAUCCGGUCCAUUUUCAAUGGUCGCUUUACAUACAGUUGAAACGGGAUGGCGAAUUGAAUGUCCCGGAUAUGUCGACCCAACAUCAUCCACCACCCCCGCAUGCACCUCGACAUCCAGAGGCUCCGCGUUUAACGGUUCCGCUGCUGAACCUUGAUGGUCCACCGGAUCGAGGCGAUGGAUCCGGUAAGGAUGACCACCCGGAUAGUCCCAAGAAGAAGCGCAAAAGGCGAAAAAAGAAAAAACACCCUUUUCAAAGUUGACGCGGACGGUUAAUCUCGAUCAUACACUUCGUAAUUGGCCAUGCAGAUCUAAUAUCUCACAUCCACGUGUAUCAUAUUUUCAUCUCUUCCAUCUACUUGAAGGACCCGACCCGAGUCUGCCGUGUACCUGGCGAUUCAUUGCAUAU
Suillus subalutaceus is the source of this 1267-nucleotide messenger RNA. RefSeq lists its product as uncharacterized. The transcript is spliced from 3 exons. The record is from RefSeq and is a predicted model, not a curated record. The coding region runs from base 92 to 1015 and encodes 307 amino acids. Lineage: Eukaryota; Fungi; Basidiomycota; Agaricomycetes; Boletales; Suillaceae.